Coniophora puteana RWD-64-598 SS2 is the source of this 609-nucleotide messenger RNA. RefSeq lists its product as uncharacterized. Bases 1 to 609 code for a protein of 202 amino acids. The record is from RefSeq and is a predicted model, not a curated record. Lineage: Eukaryota; Fungi; Basidiomycota; Agaricomycetes; Boletales; Coniophoraceae. The transcript has 3 exons.
AUGUCCAACAAGCAGCUCAUUCUAUAUCAAAGCCACGGGCCAGCGCGCAAGGCGGGCGCCGACACCUUCAUUGUUGAGAAGGCAAUCCUUCUGGAGCCGGACUGUCGGCGCGGCAACACGUUUGCCGUGAAUGUGCAACCACAUGGAGCUGAAGAACCUCUGCACAUCGGCAUCCAACUCAAAAAUAACAAGGCGAACAAGUCAUACAAGUCCCUCGGCACGCAGACUGAUCGCGAGGAAAGGUUCCGUCCUGACGUUGGCGCAACCUUCUUAACCGUGCCGUCCACGAUGCCGCCGUCGCCCCCGGGAUCUCCAUUCUUACCGCCGGCUAUCGACCUCGUCCACUAUGCUAUGGGGCUGCCCAAGCGUGCCAAGGUCACGCAAUUCCAGCCCCGUGCCGUCUCGCCGUUUACGCUGGCUCCCGGCAACGCGGGUCCAUCCAGUCAGCUCCCCGGGAGUUCUUACCCGACACUCACCCAGGUACGGACGUAUGUACACGAGUCACCCGAGGACAAACAGGAGGACGAGGAGGACGAUUUUCGUCCUUGGCACACGCCCAAGAAGGGGAAGAUCCCGUGGCCUCCCCGUCGCAGCCACCAUCGCCACUAA